Molecule: messenger RNA, 726 nt
Organism: Vanrija pseudolonga
Lineage: Eukaryota; Fungi; Basidiomycota; Tremellomycetes; Trichosporonales; Trichosporonaceae
Exons: 2
Coding region: 1-726 (241 amino acids)
Source: RefSeq, a predicted model, not a curated record
AUGAACGCGACCACGACCACGCCGGCACCGACACCCACGCCCGCCGAAAACAUCACCACGACGUCGACGUACUCGUGGACGUCCUACGCUGGCGUCGACUACCGCGGAGACAACGAGUACCUGUUCGAGCGGUACUCGGACGCGCCUCCCCCCGGCAUCGUCCCGGCCAUCACGCUCCCCGUGGUCAUCGUGCUCUUCCUGCUCAUCUUCCCAUGGGUGUUCACGCGGUACGCGCGCGAGACGAAGCGCCGCGAGCGCGCAUACGCUGCGUGGCUUAUCGGCUCGCAAGCGGCCGAGGCGGCCGCACACGCCGCCGACAAGGCCGCCGACGACGGCGGUGUCCCCCCACCAUACACUGCCCCCUCCUCGGCCCUCGCCGCGGCCGGCGCCGCUGCAGUGCUCGCGACGCCUUCCGCCGCGCGCGUGACUACCGUCCCGGUGCUCGUGCCCACCGGCGGCGGACACACGUACACCAUGGCCGCGACGACGGUCGCGGACGCGACAGUCCGCACGACGGUCAAGGUCAACAUCACCAUGACGGCGCCGUACCGCUACGCGACGCAGCACACAAUGUACACGCGCUACGACGACGAGAUCUACGCCGUUAUGGGCACGCUCUUCCCCAUCCUCGCGGUGGUUAUCAUCUUUGGCGGGUGGGGAUGGUACCUCGUCGUGCAGAGACGUAACAUCGACCGCAGGAUGCGUGCGGCGGGUCUGAGGCCAUAA